GCAUGAUUUGACAAAUGGGUGUAGGCCACUAGGAAUUUGGUUCAGAGAUUGGGGUUUAGUGUUUUGGCAAUUCAAAAAAAACUGUAAGCCGCACCUGCAGAGCAAAUAACAGUGUGAAACCAAAAUGUUUACCUCUAGCUGGCCUUGUGAUAAUGAAAGAAAACUAAAACAUUAUAUCAAAGACACAGCAAGUUAGAAGGACUACAUAUCUUUGAAGAUUACAGCAGCUACAACACUUCACUUCACAUCUUUCUAGAGUUGUGAACUGCUCUUCUUUUGCCCCAAUGGAGCAAAAAGUCGUUCUCAUCACUGGCUGUUCCUCAGGGAUCGGACUCAGCCUUGCUGUGCAGCUCGCAUCCAAUCCUUCCAAAGCAUAUAAAGUCUAUGCUACCAUGCGCAACCUGGACAAGAAACAACGUUUGUUGGAGACUGUAAGAGGAUUACAUGCGGAUACUAUGGCCAUUCUCCAGAUGGAUGUGACCGACCAGCAGUCCAUACUUGAUGCUAAGGGGAAAGUUACAGAGGAUAGAAUUGACAUACUGGUUUGUAAUGCAGGUAUAGGUCUGAUGGGACCUCUGGAGACCCUCUCAAUGGACACUAUACGUGAAGUCCUAGAGGUCAAUCUGCUGGGCACCAUUCGCACCAUACAGACCUUUCUACCAGACAUGAAGAGAAGAAGAUGUGGAAGGAUCCUGGUAACCGGAAGCAUUGGAGGACUGCAGGGUGUGUCAGAUUGGAGAAAUACACAGACAGAGAGAGACAUAGUUUUAGAAUAUGCAGACGAGCAAAGUUAUUGUGGUUUGCCAUUCAAUGAUGUUUACUGUGCUAGUAAAUUUGCAGUAGAGGGCGCUUGUGAAAGCCUGGCUAUACUGCUUCAACAUUUCAAUAUUCAUGUGAGCCUGAUUGAAUGUGGACCAGUCAACACAGAUUUCUUCAUGAACCUGAAGAGAACAGAGCCCAGCGAUGAGGUGCUGGACACUGAUGCAUACACACGCACCCUGUAUGAGCAAUAUCUGCAGCACUGCCAGUCCAUCUUUCAGAAUGCAGCCCAGGAUACCGAUGACAUCAUACAGGUGUAUCUGGAGGCAAUCCAAGCACAGACUCCAUUGCUCAGAUAUUACACUAACAGGGCCCUGCUACCCAUGAGCAGCCUGAAAUUUUCAUGCCUGGAUGGCUCUCAGUACAUCAGAGCAAUGAGCAAGCUCAUCUUCUCUCCACCUAAACCCAAUACAGAUGAACAAAUAUAAUGUUUUUGUAAUAAAGAUUUACAGUUAAAAUCAACUUGAAAAAAAAUACUUUUAUAGACUAAAAGACAUUUUUCA
Misgurnus anguillicaudatus (oriental weatherfish) is the source of this 1322-nucleotide messenger RNA. The record is from RefSeq and is a predicted model, not a curated record. Lineage: Eukaryota; Metazoa; Chordata; Actinopteri; Cypriniformes; Cobitidae.